Molecule: messenger RNA, 1170 nt
Organism: Symsagittifera roscoffensis
Lineage: Eukaryota; Metazoa; Xenacoelomorpha; Acoela; Convolutidae
Exons: 5
Coding region: 282-1058 (258 amino acids)
Source: RefSeq, a predicted model, not a curated record
GCAUCAGGAUGUUAAGCACUGCUUGUUUAUCUAGUUUUUAGCUGAGGAGAAAGGGUGUUUUGCCAAAUGAACAGUGCGUGAAUGAAAGUGGUAAUUUGCUGGACGAUGGAAGAAGCCAAAAUAAUGUUUACAAACUUGGAAACAAAUGCUUGGAUAAGAAAUUAUUUUAGUAAUUCUAAUUGAAAAUUAAAAAGCAUAUACCUUGCGUUAUACCGUUCGAAUUCGUAUUCUUUCGAUAUUUUGUAAGCCAUUUAAAUUUAUCUGCAGCGGCUUAUGCAAUAAUGAAGGAGCUCUCUGUGAUUGCGGUGGUGCUGCAAGUGAUUGCAUACUACCCCAAAGCAUUAUUCCUUUUCGCCCCCUUUCACUUCGUGUUCGAGAGUGUUUGGAGCGCGUAUGGAAAGGUGGUUGCCUACUGGGGCGUGUGGUCUGUGUGUUAUGAAUUGAUCGGGACUCUAGGGGGAGAGCUAGUAUGUCCCUCUGCCGCAGAGACAAGCGCCAUCGACAAACCAGCCUACAUAAUCUCGGGCCAGCUGUUCUCCAUUGUUGCCGGUGUUCUCUCAAUCGUGGCUGUCAUCCUCACUAUCAUCUAUAUCGGUGACGUCAUCCCCAAGAGGAAGGUCAAUCGCAUUGUGGCCCUCGUGGGGGCUGGAGUCCAGAUUGGACAGGCCAUUGUCCUGGUCAUCAGUGUGCCACCGAUGGCAGCCGGGGCUGCUAGUGAUACGCCCAGCAACCAGGACCUGGUGAUCAAGUGGAGCUUCUUUAUGGGAUAUGCGGACUGUGGUCUGGUGGCUCUCUCGGGUGCAGCCGCCCUAAUAGCCGCUUUAGUCGGGGACAAGUUCGGAAUUGCCAAGGUCAAACCAGACGCAGCGAAGAAGAAGUGGAACAAACUCGCAGCUGCUAACAAGGUUGCCGGAGCAGCGGCUGUGGGUGGGGGACGGAAGGGAAAGUAUGCACAAGGAAAGAAGGAAGGGGGACGCGGUAAGGGGACAAUGGCAGCAGCGGCAGCAGCUGCGAAGAAAACAGCCACACCCGAUGACACUGAGAUUAUUAACAUUUGAUGAACAACAUCAAGUUGAACUACGCGUAAAUUCUACCUUGUAGUUUUAAAUUGACGAUGAGUUUUAAAAACAACAUAAACUUAAAACAUCCAUCAAUACAAAAUGUUUUGAA